UACAGCAUUAUAGUUCUAUUGUUUCCAUCGUUAUAUAUCUUAUUCAAAGCAGGCUAAAAUGUCUCUACAGAGACUUACUGGUAAAGCCGCCGUCGUCACCGGUGGCGCUAACGGGCUGGGUCGCGCAAUUUGUCAAAAGUUUGCCGAGGAAGGCGCAAGUGUUGCAAUAGUAGAUAUUGAUGUUCAAGGGAUGGAAGAGGUUCUCAGCUUGUUGACACGUAACAACAACAAUGUUCACUGUACCAUCAAAGCAGACGUCACCGUAGCAAAGGACGUCGCAAAAUGUUUUAAAAUUGCUGAAGAAAAAUUGGGAAAAAAAGUUACAAUUCUAGUCAACAGCGCAGGAAUGUUUUGUGGAUUAAAACCUAUUGGUGAUGUAACUGAAAAAUUGUUUGAUGACGUCGUACAGUUGAAUUUGAAAGGUACCUUUCUUCCCUGCAAAGAGUUCAUUAACUCGCUUGAGAAUUCAGAAGUGUCCGGUUCGAAGGGAUCUAUUGUAAAUAUAUCAACCAUUGAUGGAAUAAAAGGAAAUGCAAAAAUAGCGCCGUAUAGCAGCUCAAAAUUUGGAGUAGUAGGAUUAACUAAAACCUUAGCAAUGGAAUACGAGAAACAUAAAGUUCGUUGUAACGUAGUGCUGCCAGGCUCCAUUGAUACUCCAAUGUUGGAUACCGUUGGGGAUGGGAUUAAAAGUAUACUUCUUAAAAUUAUACCAAUGAGUAGAUUUGGCAAACCAGACGAAGUAGCAAAUGCUUGUCUUUUUCUUGCUUCCGAAGAAAGUUCCUACAUGAACGGCGCUAACUUGGAAGUUACUGGAGGACUGUGGUGCUAAAACUAUACAUGUAAUGAAUUCAUUGUAAUUGUGUUCAUUGUAUAUUGCAGAUAUAUCUAUGACCUUCGAAUCUUGCUAUAUUUUUAGAAAUGACCUUUUCCAACAUUUCCAAUUAUACCGAAUAAUGGCAAAUUUCACUUGUACAUCAUUACUUUUUGAGGUAUGUAGAGCUGCUGGUGAGCAAAUGAAGAACAUACACAUACAUGAAUACGGAAAAUACCAUAAUUGCAGUACCAGUUGACAGAAGUUCAGAAUGAAUUGGUCCAGAAAUAUUUAUUUCGUCACAUUUUUUACCAGUUUUGUACUGACUACACUUUUUAUUGUACCAAAUACGUUAGGACAAAAUGUAUCGACUAGCACGAACAUCUUCUCUCCCAGGUUGAUAAUACACGAUGGAAACCGGCCACCCAUAAUCAAACUAAACAUUUCUCUCGGCAUGCAGUUCGGCGAUAUUUUUCAUAGUUGCCAAAUCGAGGAGAAUGUGGCGAGCUUUUGUGGUUGCGCUUGUGUUGGAAUUCUUUUCAUUUACUGUUUAGUGCGUGAUAUAGUAUUAGUACAAUGCUAUAUGACACAGUUCUGGUCUGCACACGCGAAAAGAAAAUGACUGGAUAAUUUUAUGCUAAGCAAAUGGCUAUAAUUUCGCUACCUCAAUUGUGUUACGUCAGCGUUAUGUUGAGUUUUCAUGCUUCCCGCGGAAUUUGUUGAAAUGGAACAUAUCGUUGUAAGACUUAUAGAUUAUAUUGCCCAAGUUCAAUGUAUGUUCGACUAUUUUAAGACAGUGGCGAAAUAGAGGAAAAGUGAUCAUGUAUGCGAGGCCACACGUUAGAUAGGUCCGAAUAUAAGGAUCUAAGAUUGCGAGU
Molecule: messenger RNA, 1689 nt
Organism: Styela clava
Lineage: Eukaryota; Metazoa; Chordata; Ascidiacea; Stolidobranchia; Styelidae
Source: RefSeq, a predicted model, not a curated record